CAUCAUAACUCACUUAAUACUACUACUACUACUACUUUGUUUUUUCCAAGCUUCAUCAAUCAUCUCUCAACAAAAUGGCUCAACAAAUCGCCCAGAAGCAAAUGAUUGAACAAUAUGGACCUUAUGGUUCUCAAUGCCCUGAAAACUACAGCUUUCAAAUUCAAGAAGGUGAAAGUAUCAAGGAAGUUAUAAUAAGGCAUGGGUUCAUUGUGGAUGCAAUUGGGUUCGUCGUAGCUAAGCCGUGUAGUGGAGGUACCUACACCAAGAUGUUUGGUGGCAAUUGUGGAAGCGAGUCCAAGAUUGUGCUCAAGUGCGGUGAAAAAAUAACUGGAAUUAGCGGUACCUACGGAAACUACAAAUAUCAACACAACCAAUGCGUAAUUGCUACAAUGAAGAUCCACACCAAUUUCUGUCCAACCGGGUAUGGACCAUUUGGACAAGGAAAGGGAAUUGAAUGCUCACCUAAAGAAUUCUCAACACCCAUGCCACUCGACGGCCCUAUCGUCGGAGUUUUUGGAAGGCACAACAACUAUCUCGAGUCUGUUGGAAUUUUCGUCAAGAAAAUGGAUUAUUGCCCAUGCGCCAAUGAAGUAUGAAGCUGAAGCUACCGUGAUAGCCUCUAGCCUAGCUUCACGGUUUUGCCUUGGAGUUUAUACGUUUCCAAUAAGUCACAUACACGUACUUUCUAGUACAAGGCGACCACUCAAGUGUGAUUAUUUGUCACCAAUAAUCUGCUUGAGUGAUUGUUGUAACAUUUUCUACUUUUAAUGUAUGAAUACUAUUUACAACUCUUGGUAUAUCAAUGUCUUAUUACACCAUCUCUAAAAGCUAAGGAAUUGGUAUACCAAUGUCUUAUACUUGGAGGUUAA
Messenger RNA from Chenopodium quinoa (quinoa), 869 nucleotides. RefSeq names its product mannose/glucose-specific lectin-like. The transcript is spliced from 4 exons. The coding region runs from base 75 to 596 and encodes 173 amino acids. NCBI's taxonomy places the organism in Eukaryota, Viridiplantae, Streptophyta, Magnoliopsida, Caryophyllales, Amaranthaceae. The record is from RefSeq and is a predicted model, not a curated record.